Budorcas taxicolor (takin) is the source of this 1668-nucleotide messenger RNA. It is a transcript of the gene MEPE, whose product is annotated as matrix extracellular phosphoglycoprotein. NCBI's taxonomy places the organism in Eukaryota, Metazoa, Chordata, Mammalia, Artiodactyla, Bovidae. Gene Ontology annotation, molecular function: extracellular matrix protein binding. The record is from RefSeq and is a predicted model, not a curated record. The transcript has 4 exons. Gene Ontology annotation, cellular component: extracellular matrix. The coding region runs from base 1 to 1668 and encodes 555 amino acids. Gene Ontology annotation, biological process: biomineral tissue development.
AUGCGAAUCUUCUAUUUGGAACUGCUCCUUUUCAGCCUGACCCUGGCAGCACCAACUUUGAAACCACAGGCUGAGAAAACGAAGCAAGACUGUGUGGAAGAACAGAGGAUAACGUACAAGGGUCACCAUGAGAAACAUGGGUAUUAUAUGUUUAAGCAUGUUUCCACCUUGUCUGGAAGGAAAAACCAAACUGAUGUGAAGCAGGAAGAAAAAAACAAAGGUAUCGCUCUUCCCCAUUCUGGCAAGAGAAGUCAAGAGCCAGCACCUAAAGAAAACAUCGCCCAGAAAAAAGAGGAAGACUUGUUUCUUCCUAGAACCAAUGAAAAUAACAAAAGCACAAAAUCUCAAAAUCUUUCGGGAAAUAAACAGUCAAUGAAUGAAGACUACAGUAUCAGUAGCAAAGAAAAUGCCCACAGUGACCUAAAGAUGUCCAUUUAUCCUGAAUCGACUGGGAAGCGUGGGGCUGAGGACAGAGACAGUGCUAUCCGCAAACUACACAACCAAGAAGGAUAUGGCGCAGCUCUCAUCAGAAAUAACAUGUACCACAGAAUGGAGCCCGGGACUGUGAUUGAACUCUUGGGGGAAGAAAACAAAGAGAACAAACCCAGGAAGGUCCUAGGCAAACUUCCAGCAGAUGCCAACCAUGCUAAAGCCCCCUCACGACUUAAGAAUCACCAAAGAGAUUCCCAAGCCCAGAACAUUCCGGUAAAAAUCAAAACUACCCACCUCAUCCAACACAACAUGAAACGUCUAAAACAGCUCCCCAAAGUAAAAAACAUCCCCAGUGAUUUUGAGGGCAGUGGUGACCCUGAUCUUCAAGGGAGAGGAGAUAAUGAUCUCUCUCCUUUCAGUGGAGAUGGGCCACCUUUCAAGGACAUUUCUGGUAAAGGAGAUGCUAUUGAUCCUGACCGAGAAGGUACAGAUAUUCAAACAGAGCUUCCCAGCCCAAGUGAAACUGAGACCACCAGUCCUGAUGCAAAAGGGCCAGGUUACAAUGAGAUCCCAGAGAAAGAAAGGAAUGGCAGAAAAACUACUGGAACCAGGGGUAAAACAGCCCAGGAGGCAAAUACCGCUGAUGUAAGCCUAGUGGAGGGCACCAAUGACAUCAUAGGUGGCACCGAUUUUAAGAAACUCCCUGGGCAAGAAGGAAACAGAGUGGUUGGCGGCAGCCAAGAUGCGCAUCAAGGGGAAAUAGAGUUUCACUACCCGCAUGUACCCUCAAAAGACAAAAGAAAACAUGGCGGUAGCGAUGGAGCUGAAAGUACUAAGUACAAUGAAAUUCCAAAAAAUGGCAAAGGUAGCAGCAGAAAAAGCACAGAACAUUCUACUAGAAAUCAAGAGCCCUCAAAGGAAAAACAAAGAUUUCCCAGUAAGAGCAAAGGUCAGGGCCAGCUCAUUCCUUCUCGUGGUCUUGAUAAUGAAAUUAAAAAUGAAAUAAGUUCCCACAAUGGUCCCAAUAAUGAGGGAACCAUAAUAACACACAGCAGGAAAAAUCAUUAUGUGCCCCACCGACAGAAUAAUUAUACACGAAACAAGGGUGGGUCACAAAGCAAAGGCACCUGGGGUUACAGGAACUCCCUUUCCAAUAGGAGGUUUCGCCCCCCUAAAAAACAUGACAGUAGUGAGUCGUCUGACAGUGGCAGUUCCAGUGAGAGUGAUGGUGACUAG